GCAGAUCUUUCAGUUGCCGGUUUAUCUGUUACAACAGAUAAAGGAAUAACAAUCUAAAAAUGUCAGAGAAGAAAUCUAAAAAGAAGAAGAAGGAUGAAGAAGGAGGCGAAGGAGGCGGUUCUUCCAAAAAAAGUUCUUCGAAAAAAAUCAAGCGCUCGGCUUCCAAUGUCUUCUCAAUGUUCACACAGGCCCAAGUAGCCGAAUUUAAGGAGGCUUUCCAAAUAAUGGACCACGACAAGGACGGGAUAAUCAGCAAGGAAGACUUGAGAGCCACUUUCGACAUGGUUGGUAAAAUUGCCAGCGAAAAGGAGCUGGAUGAAAUGGUUCAUGCAUCGGGUCCAAUUAAUCUUACGCAACUGCUCGGAUUGUUCGGCAACCGCAUGGCUGAAACGGGUGGUACGGAUGAAGAUGAGGUCGUCGUUGCGGCGUUCAAGUCUUUCGACGAAGAUGGAGUAAUCCCCGGCGAAAAGUUUCGGGUUGCCCUGAUGACUUAUGGCGAUAAAUUUACCGAAAAAGAAGUAAAUGAUGCUUUUGACGCGAUGGAUAUCGACGAUGAUGGAAACAUAGAUACGGCAGCUCUGAUUACUUUGUUGACUGCCACGACUGAAGAAGAAGGCGAAUCAUAAAAAUAAUAAACAGCUUAUAAAUUUGUUUAUCUAAUAAUUGUCUGAUUUAAAGCCACAGAUUACUAUACGUUAUGACCAAUUUUUGGUGGUUGUUUAUAUUGAUUCAAUCUGGUAAUUGUUUAUAUACUUAUAUUAUGUGAAUAAACAGAAUUUAUAUAUAGUA
Molecule: messenger RNA, 789 nt
Organism: Sitophilus oryzae (rice weevil)
Lineage: Eukaryota; Metazoa; Arthropoda; Insecta; Coleoptera; Curculionidae
Product: myosin regulatory light chain 2-like
Biological process (GO): post-embryonic development; locomotion
Cellular component (GO): myosin II complex; cytoplasm
Molecular function (GO): myosin heavy chain binding; calcium ion binding
Source: RefSeq, a predicted model, not a curated record